AUGGAGUGCUCAAGGACGAGCGGCGUCUGCCUCUGGUUAGGCCUGGUCUCCUUGGCGACGACCCUGACACAAGGUGAUGCUGGGGUCGUAAACGAGACAUGUUCAGAGGGGACAUCAAAAUGCAAGCCAGGAAUCCUGCUGCCGAUCUGGUAUCCCGAGAACCCCUCAACUGGGGACAAAAUGGCACGUGUGAUCGUCUACUUUGUUGCAAUGAUCUACAUGUUCCUGGGGGUCUCCAUCAUCGCUGACCGCUUCAUGGCUGCCAUCGAGGUCAUCACGUCUCAGGAAAGAGAGAUUGUGGUGAAGAGGGCAAACGGGGAGACGAUGACAACAACAGUGCGCAUUUGGAAUGAAACUGUGUCGAACCUGACACUACUGGCUCUGGGCUCAUCUGCUCCUGAGAUCCUGCUGUCAGUGAUUGAGAUCUGCGGUCAUGGUUUCUAUGCUGGCCAUUUAGGACCAUCCACCAUUGUAGGCAGUGCUGCCUUUAACAUGUUUGUUAUCAUUGGCAUUUGUGUGUCUGCAGUGCCAGAUGGUGAAGUACGUAAGGUGAAACACCUGCGUGUGUUCUUUGUGACGGCGGCUUGCAGUGUGUUUGCAUACGUUUGGCUCUACAUGAUCCUCGCUGUUUUUUCACCCAAUGAGGUGCAUGUGUGGGAGGGACUUAUAACACUUGCUUUUUUCCCUGCCUGUGUUAUCUUGGCUUGGGCUGCUGACCGUCAUCUGCUGUUCAACAAGUUCAUGCAGAAGACCUACAGAGCCGACAAGCACCGCGGCGUGAUCAUUGAGACUGAGGGUGAGCGGUCCAAAGGCAUUGAGAUGGAUGGGAAAAUGGCGAACUCGCACUUCCUGGACGGUGGUGCUGCUACUAACCUGAUGGGACUGACAGAGGGAAAAGAAAUGGACGAAUCACGUCGGGAGAUGAUCCGAAUUUUGAAGGACCUAAAGCAGAAACAUCCGGAGAAGGACCUGGACCAGCUGGUAGAAAUGGCAAACUACUAUGCAUUGUCACACCAGCAGAAGAGCCGAGCGUUCUACCGCAUCCAGGCCACACGGAUGAUGACGGGUGCUGGCAACAUCCUGAAGAAGCAUGUUGCAGAGCAGGCAAAACGCAGCACUAGUAUACAGGAAGUGCAUGUCGAAGAGCCAGAGGAUUUUGUGACACAGAUUGGAUUUGAACCUGCUGCAUAUCAGUGCUUGGAGAACUGUGGCGCUGUCCUGCUAACCAUCAUGCGCAAAGGUGGUGAUGUCUCUAAGACAGUAUAUGUUGACUACAAGACUGAAGAUGGCUCAGCCAAUGCUGGUGCUGAUUAUGAGUUCACAGAGGGCACCGUGGUGUUCAAACCUGGCGAGGUAAUCAAGGAGAUUGCCAUUGGCAUCAUUGAUGACGAUAUCUUUGAGGAAGAUGAGCACUUCUUUGUUCGGCUCAGCAACGUUCGGGCGCUCGACUCGGUGAAUAACGACGAGAUGCCACCGUACCCCACAGUGGUGCUCGGGUUUCCUGCUGUAGCCACCGUGACCAUCCUAGAUGACGAUCAUGCAGGGAUCUUCACAUUUGAGAGUGGGACAGUGCAUGUGAGUGAAAGUGUGGGAAUUAUGGAUGUCAAGGUGCUCAGGACGUCUGGGGCAAGAGGGACUGUCAUUGUUCCAUACCGCACUGUCGAGGGACUCGCUAUAGGAGGUGGGGAAGACUUUGAGGACACGUAUGGAGAGCUGGAGUUCAAAAACGAUGAGACUUGUAAAAUGAUCCAGGUGAGGAUAAUUGAUGAUGAGGAGUAUGAGAAGAAUAAAAACUUCUUCCUGGAAUUGGCGGAGCCGCGCAUGGUGGACAUGAGCCUGCAGAAAGCUCUGUUGUUAGCUGAUGAUGUUCCAGACAGGAAGUUGUCAUCAGAGGAAGAGGAAGCGAGGAGAGUAGCUGAGAUGGGGAAGCCAGUCCUGGGAGAGCAUUCAAAACUCGAAGUUAUCAUUGAAGAGUCCUACGAGUUCAAGAACACAGUAGAUAAGUUGAUUAAGAAGACAAACCUGGCUCUGGUUGUUGGCACCAACUCAUGGCGAGAGCAGUUCAUGGAGGCCAUUACAGUCAGCUCAGGUGAUGAGGAUGAUGAUGAUGCUGGGGAGGAGCGUCUCCCAUCUUGUUUCGAUUACGUCAUGCACUUCCUAACUGUGUUCUGGAAGGUUCUGUUUGCAUGUGUCCCUCCCACUGAGCACUGGAAUGGCUGGGCGUGCUUCUUCACCUCCAUCAUCAUCAUCGGCUUCCUCACGGCCAUCAUCGGAGAUCUCGCCUCACACUUUGGCUGCACCAUCGGCCUCAAGGACUCCGUCACCGCUGUUGUCUUUGUCGCCCUUGGCACCUCUGUCCCAGACACAUUUGCGAGUAAAGUGGCGGCGGUGCAGGACGUGUAUGCGGACGCAUCCAUCGGGAAUGUGACGGGGAGUAACGCAGUGAAUGUGUUUGUGGGAUUGGGCGUGGCCUGGACUGUAGCAGCCGUGUACUGGCGUGUUCACGGCCGUGUAUUUGAGGUGCAAGCUGGCUCACUCGCCUUCUCCCUCACGCUCUUCAGUGUCUUCUCCGUCUUUGCUGUGCUUGCCCUCAUGUACCGUCGCCGUGGCAACAUCGGCGGAGAGCUUGGCGGGCCGAGACGCCAUCGCAUCAUCACGACGCUCUUCUUCAUCAUGCUGUGGUUCCUCUACAUCCUGCUGUCCAGCCUUGAGGCCUACUGCCACAUCCAGGGCUUCUAGAGACACGGUGGAAAGACAGGGUGGAAGGCCAGAGAGAGAGAAGGAGAGAGAGAAGGAUGAGUGGAGCAGAACUUGAAGAAACACAGGAGUCUGAUCUUCUUAAAGUAAGACGUGAGACAAACAAGGAACACAGAGAGAGAGAGAGAGAGAGAGACAGAAAGAGAGUCCUGGAAAGGAAACAUUUGUGUCUGACAUUGAGUAUGUUUUUGGAGAAAGUGAGACAGGAAAAGAGAGAGAGCGAGAGAGA
This is a messenger RNA of Neoarius graeffei (lesser salmon catfish), 2986 nucleotides long. It is a transcript of the gene slc8a3, whose product is annotated as solute carrier family 8 member 3. The transcript has 7 exons. NCBI's taxonomy places the organism in Eukaryota, Metazoa, Chordata, Actinopteri, Siluriformes, Ariidae. The record is from RefSeq and is a predicted model, not a curated record. Gene Ontology annotation, biological process: calcium ion import across plasma membrane; sodium ion transmembrane transport; cell communication. Gene Ontology annotation, cellular component: postsynapse; sarcolemma; axon. Bases 1 to 2739 code for a protein of 912 amino acids. Gene Ontology annotation, molecular function: calcium:sodium antiporter activity.